ACACACACACACACACACACACACACACACACACACACACACACACACACACACACUCAGUCAGUCUCCCUCUCUUAUACACACAAUACAAAGUCACUGUAACAUUCACCAUGCUUGCCGCUGGAUGCUCUUAGACCAACGCAUCCACUUCACCGUCGGGUCUGAAAGGGAGUUCAAUAUUGCAUUCAUCGGUCCGUCUCUUUAUCCUCAUGGCUUCAUCGGGUGGAAUAGAGAAAUGUGUUCUGCACAGAGGCAGAUCUCAAAGUGACCCAAACAUCCUCAGCGAGACUGGCAUUGAUCUCGAGCACAGCGCAGAUGUGAUGGAGCAGCAAAAGGUGCUGUGCUCCAGUUGUUUGGUGAGUGGAGUCCACACCCCUCCCAUCCGUCGCCACAGCAAGCUUGCCACGCUGGGGCGCAUUUUCAGGCCAUGGAAAUGGAGGAAAAAGAAAAACGAAAAGCUGAAACAGAGCUCUACAGAUGUGGCCUUGGCCCGUGGACUUCACUCUCCAGACCUGAGCUCUCCCAUCCAGGGCUUGGGAGAGCUGCCUGGCUGUCAGGGGCCCAUUCUCAGCAUCAGUAGCAUGGAGUGCCUCAGUUCAGAAUCAGUUCAAGACAAUCUCCCUACAGUGGUAUAUUCAGUACAGGACAGCGAGGCAACAGAAGAGCCAAAUUCAAAUGAGGAUGAGGAAGAGGAAGAUGAAGAGGAGGAGGAGGCUAUUCCAUGUGUAAAUGAGAAUGAGGAUGUUGAAGAAGAUGCAGAGGACCGAGAGGCAGAUGAAGACGAGGAGCCGCAGGAACAGUCUCCUCCAAGUAGUCAUUGCAAUCUCGUCUCUCAGCUUAGUACUGAGGAAGACAUGGGUAAAGUCAUCGUCGCAACUGUGCCUCAUUUAAACUCUUAUCUCACAAAAGAACUGCCUAGAGUCCCUGACGGCCCCAGUCCUGUGGUUUUAAGAGGGCCUUUUAGUAAUGCUGUGGGUUCACCACAGAUAGGCAGCAUAUACCCGCCGAUGCCCCCUAGCUGUAUAAUAGAGGAACUGCACCGAGCCCUGGCCACAAAGCUCAGACAAGAGAGCAUCGAGCGGGAGUCUUGUGGAGAACCUGAGAACAGAAAGGAAUCAGACGAAAACAAGGAAAAUGUUAGACAGGACCACUGCUUCACUGAUGCGUCCGAAAUAAUUUAUGACAUUGACAGCUGGAAUGAAUCUGUCAUUUCUGGUACAUUGCCAAGGAGGAUGAGGAAGGAGUUGCUGGCUGUGAAGCUUCGGAACCGUCCCAGCAAACAGGAGCUGGAGGACAGGAAUAUUUUCCCUACACGGAGUGACCAGGAAAGACAGGAGAUCCGUCAGCAGAUCGAAAUGAAGCUUGCCAAGAGACUCAGUCAGCGGCCGGCCGUUGAAGAGCUGGAGAGCAGAAAUAUUUUAAAACAGAGAAACGAUCAGACAGAGCAAGAGGAAAGAAGAGAGAUCAAACAGAGGCUAAACAGAAAGCUCAACCAGAGGCCAACAGUUGAUGAACUUCGGGAAAGAAAGAUUCUCAUCCGCUUCAGUGACUAUGUCGAGGUGGCCAAAGCCCAGGAUUAUGACAGAAGAGCUGACAAACCCUGGACAAGACUGUCUGCAGCUGACAAGGCGGCCAUCCGCAAAGAGUUGAAUGAGUUUAAAAGCACUGAAAUGGAGGUACAUGCUUCAAGCAAGCACCUAACAAGGUUUCACAGGCCCUAAGAGGGGGUUUUCUUCUGUGAAGAAACUACUUGAAUGUGGCAUUCAUAUUAAAAUCCUGGAGGUACCUCUUCCAGAGUCGUGGCGUUGUCCAUGGGGUUCUCUUAUUCUUCCAGUGCCCUGGGCCAAGUGGUGAUUGGGUGUGGUUAAUGCUGGAGGCUGUCUCCACUGCGAGUGGUCGCCGGGAGAAACCUGAGAAACACCUGCGGCUAUAUUUAACCUGAAGCUGAUGGAGUGGGAACAGCAGGAGACUUACGUUUUUGAUGUUUUUGAACCAGACUGCAUUUCAUUGACUGCUAAGAAAAAAUGAAUCCGAUCUGGGUAAAUGUUUGUGUACACGGCUGUGAAAAAGGUUUGAAAGUUAAAAAAAAAAAAAACUAAGUAAAAAGAAAAAACUAACAAAAAACCUUGAGGGUUAAUAAGCCUGCUUUAAAUGAAUUUCAUAUUUACUGUACAAAAGUCAGUUUGAACAGGGUUGUUCAUCAUCACUUGGGGGAAAAACUUUGAAAGCACUACUUGUCUUUAAAAUACAAAACUUUUGGAAAUA
This is a messenger RNA of Xyrauchen texanus (razorback sucker), 2265 nucleotides long. RefSeq names its product phosphatase and actin regulator 3a (gene phactr3a). Gene Ontology annotation, biological process: actin cytoskeleton organization. The coding region runs from base 210 to 1721 and encodes 503 amino acids. Gene Ontology annotation, molecular function: actin binding. The transcript is spliced from 12 exons. NCBI's taxonomy places the organism in Eukaryota, Metazoa, Chordata, Actinopteri, Cypriniformes, Catostomidae. The record is from RefSeq and is a predicted model, not a curated record.